Molecule: messenger RNA, 786 nt
Organism: Symbiodinium natans
Lineage: Eukaryota; Dinophyceae; Suessiales; Symbiodiniaceae
Source: the annotation of a GenBank genome assembly
AUGCUGCCUCUUUGGGAUUGUGCCGCUCUCGUGUUGGCUGGUUUGGCGGGCAUGGUUUACGGCCUGCGGAAAAGGACUUCGCAGAAAGUCGUGCGCCAGGUACAGGCGAUCAUCUUCGACCUCGAUGGGACGCUCAUCGACUACGAAGGUGCAUCUCAUGAAGCCCUAGAAGCGCCACUGCAGCGCCGUGGCAAAACUCUCUCCUGGGAUCUGCACGGCAAGAUCGUCGGAACCAAAACGGAAGAUUGGUCCCGAAAGAUUCUGCAGGACGUCGGCCUGACUCCAGACAUCUUGACUCCUGAAGCGUAUGUCAAGGAAUACUUGGAGGAUAUCAAGGCCCUGUAUUCCAAGAUCUUGGCCUGGCCGGGAACGCUGCCCCUGCUUCGGUCUCUGAAGAAAGCCGGCUUCCCGAUGGCCAUUGCAACUUCCAGCCCAAGGGUGUCCUUCGACCAGAAGAUGCGAUACCACCAGGAAAUCCUAGACUUGAUGGAUGCAGUCGUCACCGGCGAUGAAGUUGCUAAGGGCAAGCCGGCGCCUGAUAUCUUCCUCGAAGCCGCACGAAGGCUUGGCAAGGAGAGCCGCAAGUGCAUCGUGUUUGAGGACUCGCCUUUGGGAGUUGCAGGUGGACAGGCAGCUGGCUGCCUGACUGCAGCGCUACCGGACCCAAGGCACUCAGACUGGAAGCCUCUGUUUCAAGGGUUUCCGGCUGUCAGCAUAUGUACGACAUACGUAAGUCAACCAAUGCCUCCAAGCAUAUGUUUCAAAAAGCUUACGUCAGAUUUGUAA